Saccostrea cuccullata (small rock oyster) is the source of this 6344-nucleotide messenger RNA. RefSeq names its product germinal-center associated nuclear protein-like. The record is from RefSeq and is a predicted model, not a curated record. Gene Ontology annotation, molecular function: RNA binding. The coding region runs from base 80 to 5902 and encodes 1940 amino acids. Gene Ontology annotation, cellular component: transcription export complex 2; cytoplasm; nucleus. The transcript is spliced from 29 exons. NCBI's taxonomy places the organism in Eukaryota, Metazoa, Mollusca, Bivalvia, Ostreida, Ostreidae. Gene Ontology annotation, biological process: mRNA export from nucleus.
UGCAGGGUUUGCUGGGUCCAAAACUGUAGGGGGGUUUGGAUCUGGAUCUGAGGGGUCAACAAGUGCAUCUGGCUCCUCUAUGUCGGCUUUUGGAAAGACUGCUGGCUUCGGUGCAACAAUGCAAGCUGGAAGUAACUUUGGGACAAACACAUCAAGUAGCACCUUACCAGGAUUUGGAACAGCUGGAGGUUUUGGACAAACAACGGGUUCAUUAUUUGGACCUGCAUCUACAUUUGGAGCAUCAAGUACAAAAGGAAAUGGAAAUCAGCCAAUUUCAACCACAGGGAAUACUUCAGAUCCCAAACCUGGACUUUUUGGUCUGACUGCAGCUUUUCCAUCACAGAGCACAGGAAAUGCUGGAUCAUCCAAUCCUAGUUCUGCAUUUCAAGGAUCAAAACCCACAGCCAGUAAUGCAGGAAAAUUAUCAACAGGAAGUGGGGUAUUUGGAUCAGGAAGUGCACCUUUUGGGGGAACAUCUUCCAUCCCAAGUGUAGCAUUUGGUGGACCACCCACCACAAAAAGUGGAUUAUUUGGAACAUCCACUCAGAAAGCUGACUCUGUUUCACAAGGAGGUGCCCUCUUCAAAUCUACUGCACAAACCAGUCAAACAGGCCAUCUGUUUGGAGCUAGUGCAUCAGGAACUUCAGCCUUAUUUCACCAAAAGCCCCAUGGGGAAUCCCAGCAAUUGUUUGGUAAGCCCGCCCCCACCUCUUCCUUUGUAGGGGGAGGGGAAUCCAGCAGCAAGGCCUUCGGUUCUGGAGGACCUUCAGAAGGGGGAAAUACAGGUCCUGUGUUAAUGGGUGGCAAAUCUUCAGGGGAAAUCAAAGAACUUUCUCCACCGGCUUCUGUGUUCAUACUUAAGGAGUCAGUCCCACGGCCUAUACAGUCCACAGCUGCCACAGAUGUUGAUGUCGAUACAGUGACCUCCAAAUCCAAGAAGAAUUUGUUCAGUAGAGUAGCUAAUGUGGUCCAAAAACCAGGUGGUGCCCAAGCUCUUUUUGGUAAGGCAAUACAUGUAGCUGGUACACAACAGAUGACCUGGAGGAGGGGUUCCAUUGGAGAGGAGGGGAGAAAAAUGAAGAGGAGGUCUAGUGAUGAAACAGAGGAGGAAACUCAAGCCAAAAGAGCUUUAUCCACCAGAAGACUGUCCAGUGUUGAGGACAGAGUAGGUCUGAUCUGUAAGAACGUCCCUCCUCGCUUCAACAGUGGCCAGAAACUGCGACAACAUUUCACCAAGUUUGGGGAAGUCACCCGUGUUAUACCCAAGCCAGACAAAGGAAUGGCCACCAUUCAUUUUAAAACUCAUGAAGCUGCUUUAGAGGCCAAGAGAAAGGGGGCAGUCAUUAUGAAGGGGGAGAAGAGGAUGGAAAUAUUCUGGAGUUCUUUUUCUCCCGCAGCAAAGGCUCUAGGGCGAAAAUCCUCAACAGAGGACACAUGUGCCCCCCAAGGCCCCAUCAAGAGACAAGCCCAAGGUAAAGCUGGAGCUAGCCAAUUUAAGUGGAGGAGGAAUGAAGUGGAUGAAGAACUGGCUAGUAUGUCUGGUACGAGCGAUAUCAUUGGUCAGAAACAACAGAUCCUGCCACGUUCUGAGGAGGUCAGAGGUCAGCAGUCACAAUCUGCUGAGCGAGCCAGUCGACAUGCCAGUCCUGUACCGAGUGGAUCAAAUUCAUCUCCAGCAAUACCCACCAAAAUAGACAAAGGAGCUGUCAUCAGUCUGAAAAAUUCUGUUGCCAGAAGCAACUCAGACAAGCUUCAGAUUCUUAAUUUACGUGACAAAGUGAAUCGUCUUGGACCUAAGAAGCAGUCAGACCUAGCUAUGGCCCGAGCCUUUGUAGGGACGUGUACAGAUAUGUGUCCUGAGAAGGAGAGAUACGACAGAGAGGAGAAACGCAGACUUCACCCUUACGAGGUUUUACAGACCUCAGAAGGGUCUGGUAAUCCCCUGGUGAACCAUGCAUUGGCUGUGAAGGAGUACAGCAGAUCCUCAGCUGAUCAGGAGGAACCUUUGCCGUAUGAAUUGAGGACCCUUCCCACCCUGACCUUGACAAUGACCUAUUUACUGAGUGAGAUUGCUGACCGGGGGGAGGAUGGCAAGUGGGGGGAUUGGUUUGAUUUCCUUUGGAAUAGAACCCGAGGAAUUCGUAAGGAGAUCACUCAGCAACAGUUCUGUAACGUAGAGAGUGUAGAACUGUUAGAGAAGUGUGUCCGUUUCCACAUCUUCUGUGCGGAGCGACUCUGUGAGGAGGACAUGCAUUCAUUUGAUGACAAAAUUAACAAUGAGAACAUGACCAAGUGUCUUCAGACUUUGAAGGAGAACUACUCAGAUCUGGAGAAGAAACAGGUGUUCUGUGUCAAUGAGGCAGAGAUGAGGUGUUACAUGGUGCUGAUGAACCUGAACGAGGGCGAUAUUCUCAGAGAAACCCAGCAGUUAAGACCAGAAGUUCGUAACUCUACUUUUAUCAACUAUGCCCUUAAAGUUUACGCAGCCCUCAACAGUAAUAACUAUGUCAGGUUCUUCCGUCUUGUUAGGGAGGGGUCUUUUCUCCGUUCCUGUAUUCUACACAGAUAUUUUACUCAAGUUAGGAAGAAGGCAUUAUAUAUCCUGGUGAAAGCACAUCGCAAGGGAGUUCAGCUACCAUUGGAGGAUUUAGUGAGGACCCUGAGUUUUGAUGACCAGAGUGAGGCUGCCCAGUUCUGUCAGUUCUUUGGACUGACCACAGUGGACAACUCUGUGACUCUGGACAAGGCAACGUUUAUAGAACCGGAAGAAAACUGGUGUCCACGGCGAUCAGCUCUCAUAGAGAGGAAACUCGGCACAUCUAUUGGUGAGGCAAUAUAUGGAGGGCCAUUACCAGCUUUCUCAUUACCAGAACCAGAGAACAGCUUCGAUAACAACGGGAAAUUUGUUGGGCAGAUCAUCGUCAAAGAUUCAGAUUUUGUGGAUUCUCCAAGGAAGGAUGCAAUCAAAGGAUACAAUGUACCUGAUCAUGUAUCUGUGUCAACAGAUAAAAUGGCUGCUCCACAACCUUCUCUUGCCCCAAAAGUCAAGGUCACUUACACAAAUGAGGAAGUGAAGGAGACUGCCAAAUUCCUAUUCUGGGAGGUCAUUGACAACAUGUGUUUAGAGAUUGGACAGGAAGCAAAGCGGGAGGUGGAUACACUAAUGGAAAUCUCACAGUACUUGUAUGAUUCUAUAACAGGAGAGGUGGUCGCUGAAUUUGUGUCGACCCUGGCCAAGCAAGCUGAGGCAGAAGCAGAACUACUGAGACAGAAACAACAGAAAGCUGAGAGAGAAGCCAUGAUAACUCGGUCAGCAGUGUAUCUAACCAGUGAGAUUCUGAAGGAAGUCCUGGAUCAGGAGACAUUGAAUUUGUCCACUGCAGAAAUCAGGGAAGUACAUGCAGAAUUAAAGAGACAAAGAAUCCAGAGGUGUUCUGCAGAGAUAGCAGAUGUCAUUCUGAACUCCUCCAUCCAAGACAUGACUCAAUCUGUAUCAUCAGAAGUUUAUCAGAAAGAUGUCGUGGAAAGGCUUCAACAGUUAGCUGACCUUGAACACUGUGUCAAGGUCAAAAGAACAGGGCGCUAUCUUAGAAUGUGGAAAGCUCAGCACACUGCUCGAAUUAAGUUUAAACGCUCCUUGCUAGACUUCCCUUCAUCAAUCUUCAUGAUGGAGCCAGCACAGCAGAUAGAGGCCUUAAUUCCAGAGAGAAGGGUGGAGGGGGUGGAGGAGGGAGGAUUCUAUGUGAACCAGACAACAAAAUUAUCUGUGGAGUCCCCAGUGAUUUUUGUGAAGAGAUCAGAGAUGGAAGACAAAGUACUGACAGCUCAUGAAAUCUACAGGAAUCUGUGUCGACAAAAAGCUUGGAAACCUUUGGACAUUUGCUCUCUUGGUGGACAUCAUCUGCUGAAGAAAAAUAGAGUGUCUUGUAAAAAAAAUGCGAAGUGCAGCCAAGUGUUUUGGAAACUGGUGAUUUCUUUACCUGACCCAGACUACAUACAGACAGACCACCAAGGUCAAAGUCUCAGUCAUCUUACUAAGUGGCUGAAGGCAAAAUUCUCAAGAGGGACACCCAAAUCACACCAACAUUCUUCAGUACAGAAUGAGCUGCUGAGUUUGUAUACAGUACCAGUAACACAUGAAUCAAUGUCGGGCAGUCUGGGUGUUUGUGUGAGGCUCCUGGAGGGUAAUAUAUCCAUUCCUGAUGUACCUGGCUCCCUUCUUGGAACCUCUUGUCUUCUUUUUGUUAUGCCUCCACCCCUCAAUGAAGAUCCAGAGUGGCUUCUAUGGGAAGAAGAGAAGAGAAGAUUAGAGGAUCUCCUAAUGAACAAACCAAACUCUCCUGCUCUCCCAUUGGUUGUAAUGUGUCCAGUCCCAGCCAAUGAAAAUGUAGAUGAGGAUUUUAUAAUGAGAUGUCUGAAUAUUGAUGAGUUGAUUGCAGAUGGGAAGAUAGGUGACUUGUUCCUCUGUGUUGUGAAACAUGAUGAAGAUUUUCCUCAAGGUGUGGAUGUUGAGGAACCAGAGGUCACAGAAAAAUUAUCAGAGAGUGUGAGAUGGCUGACAGAACACUCCCCUGAUCCUCCCAGUUUGAGGGUCCAGUAUUGUAGGACUGUGGUGGAGGACUUUAUACAGGAGCAGUUCUACAGACCCGUGUUGUAUAACCUGAAACAGAGAAAACUCACUGGAUAUCUACACCAGGACCCAAACACAAUAAUAAGUCUGUACAAUGCUGUGAUUGUCUAUUUACAACAAGUACUGACAUCCCCAGAACUGUCUGGUUAUUCCUGGCCAGUCAGUGAAUUCACUCACUCUAAGAUGCAUGGUUUACCUCCCCUGUAUUGGAAUACAGACAAACACAUGACCUUGAUCUCUGACCUUCUGGAUGACCUUCAGAUGCCGAGUUUUGAAUACAGUAUAGAAGAGGAUGAUGAUUGGUCAACAGUCUGUCGUGAUGUUUGGUUUUUUGUUCAGAGAAUUACUGAUGGAUUUUCACCAUCUCAGUGUGUAGACCUCAUGUCUAAAAUUAGAGUACUGCUGCGACAGACUCGUUUAGACUUCGAGGAUACGUGUGACCUUCGUACAGGGGUCAGUCAGUGUAACCCAACCUACAUCAACAUGCCUUGGACGGAUGUCAUUAUGGCCUGUGUUGAAUUCAAGAUCACUGUAGCUGACUUUACGGAUCUAAAUUUAGAGAGUGGCCUUGAGGAAAUUUUGUUGGCUUACAGCAAGGAUGCCCUGUUAGACUUUGUCCCUCCUGCUGAGUGGCGGUAUCUAGAAAAUGAAAAAGACAGACAAGGAAAUGUUUCUCUCGAGAAAACAUUGUACAGAGCAGCCACUAAAGAGUUAGCUCGCAGAAGUAGUCUCAGAAAUCCUAAGACUGGCUCUUCCAGUGUACCAAAGAAGGAAAAAUUUAACACUGUGAAUCCCUUACCUAAAACAGUUCAUGAGGCCAAGCAAACAUCUGAACUUCUGUCAACAACUAUUGAAGAAGAGAAACUGAAAUCUCAAAAGUUUGACAAAUACCUUGAGAGUUUAGUGAGUGGAACAGAGGUAGAUCAAACUCUUUCUCCAGAUGUUACAAACCUGCCCCAAUGGAGCAUGUAUGAUUCCAAUGAAGAAGUUAGCAUCACGGUGAAGAAUUCUUUAAGGGACUCAAUGUGUGACCCUGAGGUCAGUGUGAGGGACUCAGUCUGUGACCCAGAGGUCAAUGUGUCUUUUAGGGACUCGGUAAACGACUCUGAGGUCAGUGUGUGGAGAUAUGGACGAUACAGUCUGGACAAGACUCUAAAUCAGCCCCGGAUCUCAGAACAGUUUGACAAACUAGAGGAGGAUUUAAAGAGUCAGAGGAGAGCCAGUGGUGUGUUUGAAUUACAACUUGAGAGGUGGAUCCAAGAGGGUGUAUGACUGAAGGCAUAUACUAUGAAAUGUGGAAAUAAGAGUGUGUAUGAUUGUAACAAAUAAAAUUACACAAUUAGAUAACAAUAUUUACAGUUGUGUGAAAUCGAUGUAUUUUAAAGUGUACAAUAUAAAACAGUAUAUUGCUGUCUACUAGUGGUAUAUUCGGGUUCUAAAAUUGAAUUAGAGAAUUUGAAAUCAUUGACAGGAAUGCAAAGAUAAAAAAUAUAAAGAGUGCCUUUAGCAUUAAGAAACGUUGCUACUUGUGACUGACAGUUUGUGGGAUCAGUGGGAAUCAAUCAUCAGUAAUCAUGUAGUUAAAAUUCUUAUGUCGCUUGAUUACUUAACAAUUUGAAUUUUUAAUGUGAUUUACAUGUAAAUGAUAUUUUGUAAUUAAAUGAGUUAAUGAUUUGUACGGUUGUCUUGAGUAGGUGGAGCAAUUUUUAGCUCU